Messenger RNA from Carassius carassius (crucian carp), 1101 nucleotides. It is a transcript of the gene ebna1bp2, whose product is annotated as EBNA1 binding protein 2. Bases 127 to 1053 code for a protein of 308 amino acids. Gene Ontology annotation, cellular component: preribosome, large subunit precursor; nuclear periphery; nucleolus. The transcript is spliced from 9 exons. The record is from RefSeq and is a predicted model, not a curated record. NCBI's taxonomy places the organism in Eukaryota, Metazoa, Chordata, Actinopteri, Cypriniformes, Cyprinidae. Gene Ontology annotation, biological process: ribosomal large subunit biogenesis; rRNA processing.
UCUCUGUUUCCGUCAGGACUAUACUGUUACGAACACACUUGAGCAACAGUGCUGUCCACACGUGAAGCUUGUGAAUUCUUGUUACUCUAUUUAUUUGACUUAAUUCCCGUUCUGAAUUCGUUUACAAUGGUAGAAAUAGGCGAAGAGCCCCAGAUGGGAUUUGAGUCCGAGGAAGACGACGACGAAUUAUCCGACGGCGAGCUGCAAGAAGCUUUCUCCAAGGGUUUGCUCAAACCUGGACUGAAUGUUCCUCUGCUCGAGCCGAAGAAGGCCAUCAACAAUGUGGAGGGUCUUAAGAAAUGCCUGGCUGAGUUUAAGAAGAGCCUGCCAUGGGCUGAAAGGCUGGACCUCACUAAUUACCCGGCGGCUGACAUUGCUGCGCAAGCGGAGGGCAGAGCGCAGCAAGCUGAAGGGAGUGAAGACGUCAGCGCAGAGGAUGACUUUCAGAGGGAGAUGUACUUUUACCGGCAGGCCCAAGCAACUGUUUUAGCAGCGCUGCCAAAGCUGCACAAGUUUAAGAUUCCUACCAAGAGACCUGAGGAUUACUUUGCAGAGAUGGCCAAGACCGAUCAGCACAUGCAGAAGAUUAGGAAGAAGCUUCUUCUGAAGCAAGCUGCAAUGGAGAAGUCAGAAAAGGCCAAGAAGCUCAGAGAACAGAGGAAAUAUGGCAAAAAGGUUCAAACACAGGUGAUUCAGAACAGGCAGAAACAGAAGAAAGCAAUGCUGACAGCAGUAAAGAAGUAUCAGAAAGGAAUGACAGAUAAAUUGGACUUCUUGGAAGGAGAUCAAGAUCAGAGACCGAAAGCAUCAGCAGCAAAAAAGCAAAUAAACAAAAAAGGUCCAAAUUCUAAGAAGAAAUACAAGGAUAAGAAGUUUGGCUUUGGGGGAAAGAAGAAGGGCAGCAAAUGGAACACCAAAGACAGCCAUGACGACGUUUCAGGAUUCAAGGCCAAAAUGGCUCAUGGGAAAGGUGGGAAACAUUUCGGCAAAGGAGGCAAGACGAAUAAACGGCCAGGGAAAGAAUCACGGAGGAAAAUGAAGGCACGUAAAUGAACUGUAUCACUCAAAAGAAUUGUGCCAUUAAAAAUACUUUUUUAAAAA